Silurus meridionalis is the source of this 2329-nucleotide messenger RNA. It is a transcript of the gene srfbp1, whose product is annotated as serum response factor binding protein 1. The coding region runs from base 161 to 2146 and encodes 661 amino acids. NCBI's taxonomy places the organism in Eukaryota, Metazoa, Chordata, Actinopteri, Siluriformes, Siluridae. The record is from RefSeq and is a predicted model, not a curated record. Gene Ontology annotation, cellular component: nucleus; 90S preribosome. The transcript is spliced from 3 exons. Gene Ontology annotation, biological process: maturation of SSU-rRNA.
AAAAAACCCUCCUUUUAUCCAACGUGUCCGCUGCGUAAUGACGUCACCAAGCCACUCCCUCUCAACGUCUACUGUCAUGGCGGCGCCCAGUGAGAGAGUCUUCCACGCGUAAAUGUGAUACUUCUAGUUUUAAAGAGGUCUACAUACAGCCAGAUUAAGGAUGCCAGCAGCACUAAACCUCAGCAAUGAGGUGGUGAAGAUGAGAGCUGAGGUGAAGCGGGUAAAAGUGCUCAUCAUUCGCAAGCUCACCCGCCAGAUCUUCGCUCUGAAGAAGAAGAAAGGGACCGAAGCCGACCUGCAAAGGAACCAGAGGAGAGCGGCGAGGUUGUUAGAGGAGAUCCGCGAGCUGAAGGCGCUCGCACCGGACCGCGUCACUAAGACGGCGCUGCAGAGCGACAUCAGCUUUGAGAAAGUGUGCCAGAAUAAAGACUCCAGCUUGUCAGAACGUGCCACAGCCCGCAUUGCCACGCACCCGGAGUUCAGCAAGAAAAUCCAGAGCAUCAAAAAUGCAGUAGAAGCUUUUAAAGCAGAGAGGACAAGCUCUGAAAAGAGGGCAAAAAAAAAAUCUAGAGACUCUGGCCAGCAAGAGAGGGAAUCAGAUCUAGAUAGCGAUGAAGAAGAGGGUUCAGAGGAGAAGGAGUAUGACGACGAUGAUGAUGAUGAUGAUGAUGAUGAUGGCUCCCAACAAAAGGUCCAGGAAGCAGAUGACAAGAAAGUAAAGGAACCAACAAAGCAAAAUAAGGAUCCAGUCACAUCAAAAGAGAGCUCCUCAGACAUCACUCCAGCUGAGGUAGUGAGGAUGAGGAAGGAGGUAAAGAAACUCCGAGUGCUGAUUAUCCGGAAUCUCACCCAGCAGAUCACCAAUCUCAAAAAGUUAAAGACUGACGAGUCUGAGCUAAAAGGGAAUGUGGAGUGUGUGGCACGGCUGCAAAAAGAAGUGCAGGUCCUGAGGACUCUUUUACCCGACCAAGUAACCGCCAGAGCCAUUGAAGGGGGCAUCGAUAUGGAGAAAGUGUUCCAGGACCCAGAGUAUAGCGCUGUAGAGAGAGCGAUUGCACGGAUAGUCACACACGAGCGCUUCGUGAAGAAGCUUCAAGACGUCCGACAAGCCGUUGAACAAGAGAAGAUAAAGGCCACAAAGCCUGGAGAAGAGAAUAAGGGCGUUAAUGCAAUGAUGAAGGUUGAUGAUAGUGAUAGUGAGGUUGAGGAGGAGGACGAGAAGGAGGAGGAGGAGGAGGGAGGGACUAGUGAUGAUUUCGAUGGAGAUGAGGAUAAGAAAGUACAAGAAAGGCAGCCAAUCUUAAAGCUAAUACCAAGGUCUGAUACUGGAAAGCCUCCAGAGAAUAUCAACCUGGCUCCGGCAAAAGAGAAAUCAAAAGCAGUAGAUCUGGAAAAAGUUGCGAGAGGUCCUGCAAUUCCAAAAUCAAGUCCCAAACCAGCUGUCAAAGCAGUCCAGAAUCUGCCAUCCAAGAGCAAACCACCAGCACCUCCGCUUAGACAGGUUUCCAGACCUGACACCAAGAAACCAGAAAACCGAAAGGAGAAAGAGGAGUCGGAUUUGUCUGAUUCAGAUGAAGAGAAAGAGUAUUUCGACGACAGCACCGAAGAACGUUUCCACAAGCAGUCUUCUUAUUCAGAGCAGAGCGACGACGACGACUUCUUCCUCGGCAAAGUGAGCAAGCUGAGGAAGAAGAAAAGCGACACUGCGCCCAGGAAGGAGAAAACGAACGACCCUAAAGAGGCUCGAGAGAAUAAGGCUUGCGAGACUCCUCAGUUCAAAGUGGAGUCCGUCUUCUGCUCCUCUCUCUCCAAAUCCGGAAUUUCCUCUCAGAAGGGUAAGCACAGUGGUCUAGAACCUCCACGAUUUUCAAAUCAGAAGCGUUCACAAGGUGAUGAGAAACCAUCGUGGCCUAAAAACCAAGGUCCUGGAAAGGGAUUUAAAAGUCAGCCACCUGGAUCCAGAGAGAGUUCAAAACCAAAAGGUCCAGGAGGAUAUAACACUGGUAAACCUGCAUUUGAGAGGAAAAAAGCAGGAACCCAUUUCCAGCAGGCCCUGCAUCCAUCGUGGGAAGCCAGCAGGAAGAGGAAAGAGCAGCAGGCUCAAAUCACAGCUUUCCAAGGGAAAAAGAUCAAAUUUGAUGAUUAACUAUUCUCAGGCUCAUUCUUUAUUUGUUAUGACAUUUACACUGAUUUUCACAGCAUGAAAUAAUUUUAUUACUCUACUUUUCAAUUUGAAGUUUAUUAAUUUCGUUAAUGUUGACAUGUUAGGAUGGUUUAAAGCCUUGGCUGUGGAUGUAAAUCCUGAAUAAAAUGUAAAUAUUUGUUUUCA